This is a messenger RNA of Pundamilia nyererei, 619 nucleotides long. It is a transcript of the gene cox6b1, whose product is annotated as cytochrome c oxidase subunit 6B1. The transcript has 4 exons. The record is from RefSeq and is a predicted model, not a curated record. Gene Ontology annotation, cellular component: respiratory chain complex IV; mitochondrion. NCBI's taxonomy places the organism in Eukaryota, Metazoa, Chordata, Actinopteri, Cichliformes, Cichlidae. Bases 149 to 409 code for a protein of 86 amino acids.
AUAAAACUGCACGGCUCCAAUAUCUUCAGACCGGAGCGCACGCGUGGAGCGCGCACUGUCUCUCAGAGUAACGACACUCACCGUCCGGUGUAAAGUCACUUGAGCCGAGCCAGCAUCUGCGACUAAGAUUCUCCUUCCAGAGGUGAAAAUGGCCGAAGACAUUAAAGCCAAACUUGAGAAAUACCGCACGGCUCCCUUUGACUCCAGAUUCCCCAACCAGAACCAGACCAGGAACUGCUGGUCCAACUACGUGGACUACUACCGCUGCCAGAAAGCUUUGGAUGCCAAGGGAUUAGACACCCAGCCCUGCGAGUGGUACAAAAGGGUCUACAAAUCGCUGUGCCCCAUCUCCUGGAUCCAGAAAUGGGACGAGCAGAGAGAAGAUGGGACCUUUGCUGGAAAAAUCUGAGGCUUAAGCAUUUCGAAUGCCGAUAGUCUGCAGAGAUGUAAUCUUUUCAGUAGAAUGUUUGUACGAGUGGUAUAAAACCUGCGGUGUGCCUUUCCACUAACGCUCUGUCCUGAGAUCACACCGAAACUGAAUGGUCAUUCCUUAAAGAUAUCAUGAAAUGUACAGCAGAUUCUGCAUUAAUAAAAAAUAUCUCAGGAUAUAUUUAUGGAA